Molecule: messenger RNA, 3192 nt
Organism: Gadus macrocephalus (Pacific cod)
Lineage: Eukaryota; Metazoa; Chordata; Actinopteri; Gadiformes; Gadidae
Exons: 8
Coding region: 331-708 (125 amino acids)
Source: RefSeq, a predicted model, not a curated record
AGGCACCAAUGUGAAGCCGGCCCAGGAUAUUAUCCGCCGGAACAGCGUGGACCCGGGUCUAUGCGCGCGGUUCACCCCGCUUCCACGGUUAAAAAUACUGUUGAUUGUACUGCGGCACCCAGCUGCCUGCUGGGGCUUUGUUUAGGAACAGCUGGGUUCUGCAUCUGUGUUGUUUCGACCACAACACGUCUGUAUUUUGGGCUCCGUGCCAUAAGGAAAUGGGCCGGUUUCUCAAGACCAACAGGGGAAUAACAGUUGCUCCGCAGCCAAAGUAAAUAGGUGUCCCGCUCGGUUUGAUCACGUGAGGGUGAUAAGCACACUGCUGUUCCAAUGAAUCCGCCGUGGAUUACAGUGUUUGGACUGGAUUUGAAGAUGAUGCUUUUGUUGCUCCUAUGCCUGCUACUGCCAUCUUCUACGGCUUUAUCAAAGGAGGUUGAAGGAUCUGCUGAUGACCCCGAUGAUGAGGACCUUAUCGGUGCCGUGGAUGUGCAACCCAUAAAUGAAUUCCAGGAUCCUGACAUGGGCAAAACUACAGGGGGAGAAGAAUCAGACCAGUUUGUGGGGAUUGUCGUUGGUGUGGCUGUGGCCAUGGUGGCUCUGUCUGUCGCUGUGAUAAUUGCAAUACUGUUGGUCCGACGCAACAUGCAAAGGCGUCAGCAAGGCGUGUACUCGGUGCCUGCAGACCAGGACCAGAAGGUCUCCGUGUAGCUCCUGGGUUCCAGCCCCCCCAGGACCCAGUAGAACACCGAAAGGAGGACCAAUGCACUGACCACAUAUUUCACUCACAGGGUUAAGGGUUUAACCCCGGACAGGUUCAGGGUUUGACCCGGACAGGUUCAGGGUUUGACCCCGGACAGGUUUAGGUUAAGGCGCCAUCUUGCAUAUCCCUGUAUACUUGUAUUUCUCGCUGCUGAUCUGUGCCACGCUCAUAUUAAUAAUUAGCAAGUGAUGUUUGCCUUUCUGUCAUGCUUCAAUCCUGCAUUUUUGCAUUAUAAUAUGAACACAUUAAGCCUUUUAAUAAGAUUCUAUUUAAAGAUGAAACGCGGGAGCCUUUAAAUGUUUCUUUAAAUGGAACGGCUUCUGUUGUGAGCGGGAUUUCUCCCAUUCCUCUCCGGCUAAGGUGCGUGGUGGGAACAUUGAUGUGGGGGAUCUGUUGGGACAGACCUGCCACGAGCGGAACAGGCUUAUUUCAAAGACAAACCGUGCUAAUCCACAGCAGAGUGGCUCAGUUCUCACUUCGGUUUCCUCCUCAUUUGCCUGACAUCCCCUGUUCUUCACCCAGUAGGAGUGGCAGGAGGGGAUGGGAGAUAGAGCUGGCUUUCCCCACAACUCAGGCCAGGCUCAACUAGUGAGUGUGUGUGUGUGUGUGUGUGCGAGAGUGUGUGUGUGCGAGUGUGUGUGUGUGUUUAUGUGCGUAUGUGUGUGCAGAUGUGUGUGUAUGCGUCUGUGUGUGUGUGUGCGUGUGUGUGUGUGUGUGUGUAUGCGUCUGUGUGUGUGUGUGUGUGUGUGCAUGCGUCUGUGUGUGUGUGUGCGUGUGUGCAGUGCUAGUUAGAACAUCCUGUUGCGAGGCAGUGAAUUAAUCGACCGCCAUGAAUGAUGACGUUUUUUUUUCCCCCACUUCCUCCAGAAGACAAUCUCUCCAACGUCCUCAGCCUGGAAGAUUGUAAAUAAAAUAAAUAGCUCUAUGAUGGCUGGGGGUUGGGAAGAUGGGGUUUUAUAACCGGGACAGAGAGACAAGAUGGGGGUGGGGGAGAGAUUUUUAUACCCGUGACAGAAAGACAAGGGGGAGGGGCGGGGCAGAAUUUUCAAACAGCUUGUAAUAGACCUCUGAAGAAUAAGUCCCGGCUCCGAACCUCCCGGAUCCCUCAGUCAAAUGUCCAUGGGAAAUAACAUGUGGUUGUAGAAUGAUCGUACAUAACAAACUCUGUACUCAGCCUUGGGAGCGGGACUUAUUCUUCAGAGGUCUAUGGCUGAUCACAUUCAAACCUGUUGGCCUGAUAUCACCCCUUUAAGGUGCGCUUCUGGGGCCUCCGACCCGGUCUCACCCUUUGGAUGUGGUAUAUUGUUACGCCUACGAUCGGUUAAAAAUUGUAUGUAUAGGCAUUGUAUCUCAUGGUAAAAAUAAGACUGUAUAUAUAUAUAUAUAUAUAUAUAUAUAUAUACAAAUAUAUAGGUAAAAAAUGUUUCUCUUUUUAUGAUGUCAUUCAGGCAUGCGCUCUCUGCGUGCUUACUAUGCAAGCUCUAUCUAAUACUACUAAACCAUCUAACCAUAUAAGAUAGUUGUUUUACAUCAUUGCUAUACUAUGUCAUUCUACUAAACUAUCUAACACUAUGGGAUAGUACAGUAGUUUUACAUAGCUGCUAUACUAUCUAAUACUAUUAUGCUAUAGUUACUUAGCAUUUUGUUAUUACCUGUGCUACCAAUACUCUAAGCAAAGGGAAACAGCUGUUGCUCCUCGCUCUGUGUUCGCUCCACCUGGUGGUAAAGCAAUACCCUCAUUUCAAAUGUUCUUGAUCAUAUCAGCAAUAAAAUGUCUGUUUGCCAUUUUCAUGCUUUUUUAAAAAUAAAUAUAUAAUGACAAAAACGGGCUCCUAAUAAAAACAAACCACUUGUAUUUCAGUCUAAAGUGGCUUGCUGUUUUCUUGUCAGGCCAGCCAAGACAUGCAGCAUUACACAUACAGGUAAUCUCUUAAGUAUUACUGUAUUGGUCGUUACUGUGACAAACACGUGUCAUUACUAUGACUAAUAGAGACGUUGGAAUACAGACACACACCUUCCCAGAACCGAAAACAGAACUGAUAAUUUUAUUUUAUUUACAUCCUGACGUCGGCUGAUGAUUUCAAUGUAAUCAAAAACUGAAAAGUUAUCUUGAAUAAUAAAAAUUACGAUUCGCCACUAUCGGGCUGUUUACAACAUCAAACAAAAUGUGGAUAGCAUUGUUUCUGUUGGCUCAAAGCUAACCAAAUAUUGAAAAGUUGAACAAAAUAGUCAAGUCAAAAAAGAUGGCUGAUACUACAAGGACCGUCACGUGUCCCAUCGCGUCUCAAGUAGAUUCCCCAACGAGUACCUAGAAGCAACGUGCAUGGGUCCUUACAAGUAUCUAAAAGCAAUAUAUGUGGCUCUUAUUAAGGUUUGAUUAUCUCUGUUAACCUAACUAAAGGCACACGUGUUUGUUUAGUUAGGUUUAGCAA